Molecule: messenger RNA, 564 nt
Organism: Penicillium lagena
Lineage: Eukaryota; Fungi; Ascomycota; Eurotiomycetes; Eurotiales; Aspergillaceae
Exons: 1
Coding region: 1-564 (187 amino acids)
Source: RefSeq, a predicted model, not a curated record
AUGGACGACUCAUCAAAAGAGGCGCCUUUCAAUGCGCCCUUUGAGAAGCAGCCAUUCCCGUCCCUGUCAGAAGACGACCUCGCCUCCCCAGAUGGGCCAGGAAGCUAUGUCGAAGAGGACGGCAGUGUCACCUCUCCGGGCUACGAGGAGGUCGAGGUGGAGGAUGAUGCCGACUUCCAAUCGCAUUACUCCGAAAACCAAUCUUUCUCUGACUCCGAGGAUGAUGAUGAUGGUAUUGGAAUGCACUCUUCGCUCCGACAGUCCACCAGCUCGCUCCAUGGACCCAAUGCUUUUGCGCCUCCCUUCUACAACCGGCCACCGACGCCUCUGCCGCCAUCGCCCUCGCUGACCUCUCUUCUCCGACCGCCGUUCUCAACCACGACCUCGCGCCCAACGACUCCGGACAGCUCGGAUGUGGAAACCCCGAAUGACACUGAAGCUGCCGUCGCCAAGUCCGCUCGGCGCGCAACCACCGUUCCGCGCGCCAGUCCCAAGGUUCCCACCUACGAGUAUUACGGUUUCGUCCUAUAUCUGGCUUCGUCUCUGGCAUUCUGUAAGUUGUAA